UCACCGGGUUCUCUCUCUCCUCACCUUCUAUUCAAAGUUUGAAACACUGAAACGCACACAAGCUCUCGCUCAUUUUCUUACGUGGCUGGGCCACGGAAAAAGCCCCAUGACGUGUUCUCUCUCUUGCAGCACAAGGUUGUUCCAGACAAAUACAUGCACCGCCAUGACCUAGAAGCAUACAACUCUCUCUCUCGCACUGUAACAUGGAUUGAAUUUGUUUUUCCAGAUACUCUCUCUCUCUCACUGCGUCCCCAUUGGGAUUCCCUCUCUCUCUUUAUAUAUUUUUUUAGUAAAUUGCAUUGGCUUUCCGAAUAGAGACAAUUUGUAUCUGUUCGUCUUUUCAAUGCAAUUUGUUCGUUGAGGUUGGUUAAGGACAGGGAUAUGUUGAAGGAUCAGGUUGCUUUCCUAUUGCAAAAGUACCUUGGCAAUUAUGUCAGGGGCCUUUCAAAGGAAGAUCUUAAAAUCAGCGUUUGGAUGGGUGAUGUUGAGUUGACAAAUAUGCAGUUGAAGCCGGAAGCUCUGAAUGCCUUGAAGCUGCCUGUAAAAGUCAAGGCUGGAUUUCUUGGGUCUGUCAAGAUCAAGGUCCCAUGGAGCAGGCUUGGUCAAGAGCCCGUUUUAGUUUAUUUGGACCGCAUUUUCUUAAUUGUUGAACCUGCAACUCAAGUUGAGGGACGUACAGAGGAUGCUGUCCAAGAUGUUAAGAAAAACCGAGUGCGAGAACUGGAACUGAAGCUUUUGGAGGCCAUGCAACCGCAGAAAACAGAAGUGAAUACCUCAUGGCUUGGUUCUUUGAUCAACACCAUAAUUGGAAACUUGAAGCUUUCCAUUACCAAUAUUCACAUUAGAUAUGAGGAUCUGGAAAGCAAUCCGGGUCAUCCAUUUGCAGCGGGUGCAACUUUGGCGAAGCUUUCAGCUGUCACUGUGGAUGAUAGCGGGAAAGAAACUUUUGUUACUGGUGGUGCACUUGAUCAUAUUCAAAAGUCUGUGGAGCUUGAUCGCCUAGCCGUGUAUCUUGAUUGUGAUAUUCAUCCGUGGAAGGUUGACAAACCUUGGGAGAAUUUGCUUCCUAAUGAUUGGAGUGAAAUCUUUGAAUGUGCAAGCAGCCCUUCGACUAAUGUGCUUGCAAAAGGUCACAGUUAUAUCUUACAACCUGUGUCGGGCAAUGCGAAGUAUACCAAGCUGAGGCUUGAUGAAUCCCGGAGUCUUGAUCAACCCUUACAGAGAGCAACAGUGAAGUUGGAUGAUGUCACAUUAUGCUUAUCCAAGGAUGAAUACAGGGACAUAUUGAAGCUUGCUGAAAACUUUGCUACAUUUAAUCAACGUCUGACAUAUUCUCAUUAUCGACCAAAUGUUGGAGUGAGAUCAAAUCCCAGGUUAUGGUGGAAAUAUGCUUAUAAAGUCAUUUCUGAUCAGAUAAAAAAGGCCAGUGGGAGGCUAUAUUGGGAGCAGGUUCUGAAAUAUGCACGUUUGCGCAAGAGAUAUAUAUCACUUUAUGCAUCACUCUUGAAAUCUGAUCUCAAUCGUUUGAUAGUUGAGAAUAACAAAGACAUCGACGAACUUGAUCGUGAGCUUGAUAUAGAUGUCAUUCUUGAAUGGAGGAUGUUGGCUCACAAAUUUGUUGAACAGUCCAUGGAGUCAGGUGCUGAUCUAAAGAAACAACAGACAAAGAAAUCUUGGUGGUCUUUGGGAUGGUCUGGGCAAUCCAAUUUGGAUAGUACUGAACCUCGGAGCUUCACUGAGGAUGAUUGGGAACAAAUAAAUAAAAUUAUCGGCUACAAGGAGGGAAUGGGUUCUCAGUUGCUUCCAGCUCAGGAUAAGAGAGCACUUCAAACCUUGUUGGAAAUCCGUAUGGAAAAGAAUGCUUCAAAGCUUCUCACCGAGGAUUUGCAUUUCCUUGCUGACCUAUCUUGUGAAGGUUUAGAUUGCUCUGUAAAGCUUUUUUCAGAGGCAAAAAUUGUUGAUGUGAAAUUGGGAUCAUACAGGCUAUCUUCCCCAAAUGGCCUACUUGCUGAGAGUGCAACAGCAGAUGACUCAUUGGUCGGUGUUUUUACAUACAUGCCUUUUGAUGCUCAAGUGGAUUGGAGUUUGGUUGGGAAAGCUUCUCCGUGUUACAUGACUUAUCUGAAAGAUUCUGUAGACCAAAUUGUCAGUUUUUUUGGAAGCAGUAAUGCUAUUAGUCAGACCAUUGCUGUUGAAACUGCAGCUGCUGUUCAGAUGACAAUCGAUGGAGUCAAGCGUAGUGCUCAGCAACAAAUGAGCAGAGCAUUAAAAGACCGUGCCAGGUUCUUGUUGGAUUUGGAUAUAGCUGCACCAAAGAUAACCAUUCCAACCAACUUCUGUCCAGAUAAUAUUCGUGAAACUAAACUUCUGCUUGAUUUGGGAAGCUUCACACUCCGCACUCAGGAUGAUGGUGUUCAGGAAGCGGGGUCCCUUGAGGAACACCUGUAUUUGCAGUUCAAGCUGGGACUAAGGGAUAUCUCUGCUUUCUUGGUGGACGGUGACUUCAAUUGGAGAGAGAGUCCUUCAGAUUGGAAACAAAACCGUUACUUGCCUGUUCUUGAUAAAUGUGGGAUAAUGUUAAAACUUCAACAGAUUCGAUCAGAAAAUCCUUUAUAUCCAUCAACAAGAGUUGCUGUGAGGUUGCCUUCACUUGGUUUCCAUUUAUCACCAGCUCGUUAUCAUCGAUUAAUCCAAGUUGUAAAGAUAUUUCAGACUGACAGAGCCACAGAGGACUUAGAUUCUCUUCGCCCUUGGAAUCAAGCUGAUUUUGAGGGAUGGCUGUCUCUCCUUGCAUGGAAGGGUGUGGGGAACCGGGAAGCCGUGUGGCAGCGCAGAUAUGUCUGUCUUGUGGGACCAUUUCUCUAUGUAUUGGCGAGCCCCUCAUCCAAAUCAUACAAACAAUGUGUUAGUCUUAGAGGGAAGCAAUUAUAUAAUGUGCCUGCGGAAUCUGUUGGCAACCACGAACAUGUUCUUGCAAUUUGUGAUGCUGGGCAGUCGAAUCUAAAGGUUGUUGAAUUAGCAAAUGCAUUGGUGAUGCGGUUUGAUAGUGAUGAAUCAAAAAAAACCUGGCAAAAUCGCCUUCAAGGGGCUAUAUAUCGUACAUCGAUUCCAUCCGUUGCUAGCAUCUCAGAAAUUUCAAGCAGUACUGAAGACACACAUACUGCAAACUUUGAUGUCAAUAAAUUGGUGAAGAAUGAAAAAAUAUUCAUAACCGGUAUUCUUGAUGAGUUAUGGAUCAGAUUUAGCAGUAGCUAUCAGGGAAAAUACAGUUUUAAGAAGAUGCUGCUUGCCAAAGAAAGCCGCUUACUUGAAUUUCGCGCCACAGGUGGUCAGGUUGAGCUUUCCAUAAGAGAACACGAAAUGUUUGUUGGUGUUCGUCUGAAAGCAUUGGAAGUUGAAGAUUUAUAUGGUUUGAAGGAUGGCAGUCCUCCACGGUUUCUGGCAAAAUCCUUCAUUGAGAGCAAUGUAAAUGCCAGUACCAAUUCUUCCUUGUCAGCUGAUGCUGGCAAUGCUGGCAGGACAGGUAUCUAUGAUCAAAAUGAAAAUGAUGGUGAUGACAAAUUCUUUGAGGCUUCAGAGAACCUGGUCGAGUCAUCUGAGACUAAUACUGAGUACUUGAGUGCACAAAGAUCCUUUCCAGAUGACAUAUUCUUAAAGGAACCUCCAAGUUUUAAUCGUAUUACUGGUCUACUUCCAGAUGCUGGGCUUCAAAAUCAAAGUGAAUCAUUGGAAUCUAGUGGGAAUAUAGAUAGCUUUGUGAAAGCUCAAAUAGCUAUCUAUGAUCCAGAUUCUCCAUUGUAUAUUAAUGUAGAUAAACAGGUGACAGUCACCCUUGCAACUUUGACAUUUUUUUGCUAUCGUCCUACGAUUCUUGGGAUUCUGGACUUUGUAAAUUGCAUAAACAUGGAGGAAAAAGUAAGUGAUUCUUCCAAUAAACAUGUGGACUUUUCCACAUCAAUGGAACAUGAUUCCUCCGGGAUGGAUCUGGCUGAAAAUAUAGAAUCCACAUACCAGAGGUCAGAUUCUAUUGUUAAAGGAUUGUUAGGAAGAGGCAAAUCCAGGGUCAUCUUUUCUUUAAUUUUGAGUCUGGCUCGUGCCCGGAUCUUGUUGAAAAAUGAGAAUGGAACACGUCUUGCCACAUUAUCUCAGAAUAAUCUUCAUACUGAUAUCAAGGUCUUCCCAUCUUCAUUUAGUAUAAAAGCUGCACUUGGGAAUCUGAAAAUAAGUGAUGACAGCCUCAGCAGUAGCCAUCCUUAUUUCUGGGUCUGUGAUAUGCGGAAUCCUGGUGGAACUUCAUUUGUUGAGCUUGAGUUCAAUUCGUUCUCAGAGGAUGAUGAUGACUACAAAGGAUAUGACUAUAGUCUUUUCGGGCAACUUUCUGAAGUACGGGUCAUAUAUUUGAACCGUUUUAUUGAAGAGGUUCUUAGUUACUUUUUGGGUCUUGUUCCCAGAAACAAACAAAAUGUUGUAAAAUUGAAGGACCAGGUAACCAACUCGGAGCAGUGGUUCACUACUUCUGAAAUUGAAGGGUCUCCAGCCUUGAAGUUGGAUCUUUCUCUCAGAAAGCCUAUAAUCUUGAUGCCAAAGAGAACAGAUAGCCUAGACUGUUUGGAACUUGAUGUGGAACAUAUUACAGUGCGAAACACUUUCCAAUGGCUUUGUGGCGACAAGAAUGAAAUGAGUGCUGUCCACAUGGAAGAGAUAAAACUUCAGAUUAAGGAUAUAAACUUGGCUGUGGGUUCUGGUUCUAGUUCUGGUGAAAAUAUAAUUCAAGAGAUUCGAGGAUUUUCCAUUGUUAUUCGGAGAUCACUUCGUGACUUAUUGCAUCGAAUUCCCGGUACAGAGGUUUACAUCAAGAUGGAAGAGCUUAAAGCUGCAUUGUCAUGCCGAGAGUACCAGAUAAUAACAGAAUGUUCAGUGUCUAAUAUCUCGGAAGAACCACAUCUUCCUCCUCCAUUGGAUCAUGGUCCAGAAGAUUCUAUUGAGGUUGAAGAGGAACAUGUGGUUACUAGAGCGUCAGGCUCAGGUAGCUCUGAAUUACCAGAUAGAGGAGCAUGGAUUACCAUGAAUGUUUCAGUGUCCAUUUGUCUGGUAGAGUUGUGCCUGCAUUCUGGGUCCUCAAGAGAUUCACCUCUUGCUACUGUGCAGGUCAGCGAUGCAUGGCUUCUUUACAGAUCUUGUUCUUCUGGUGAUAAUGUUCUUAUGGCCACACUUAAGGGAUUCAGUGUUUUGGAUGAUCGUGAAGGAACAGAACCAGAAUUCAGGCUUGCAGUUGGAAAACCCAAAAGCAGUGAUUAUAUUCCCAUUGAUAAUAAGGAAAGUCUUCAGAUGGUUGAAUCAGGAAUUGAAAUUUCCAAUAGCAGGUACAGUAUGGAACCCGUUGUUACAAUGCUGAUUCUUGAUGUCAAAUUUGGGCCCUCAUCCACUAUUGUAUCGUUAUGUGUCCAAAGGCCAUUAUUGCUUGUUGCACUUGAUUUUCUGCUGGCCACAGUGGAGUUUUUUGUUCCAUCAAUCCGUGAUAUAUUGUCCAAUGAAGAGAAUGAUUCUGCUCUGGAUAUAGUUGGUGCAAUCAUUCUUGACCAACCAGUUUAUUAUCAGAGCAGUGAAGAAAUCUCACUUUCACCAAGAAGGCCCUUAAUUGUUGAUGAUGAGAGAUUUGAUCAUUUCAUAUAUGAUGGAAAAGGAGGCUGCAUAAAUUUACAAGACAGGCAGGGAGUGAACCUUGCCCGUCCUAGCAAGGAAGCAAUAGUAUAUGUGGGAAACGGAAAGAGUUUGCAGUUCAAGAAUGUCCAUAUAAAGAAUGGAGAAUUUUUGGAUUCUUGCAUUUAUCUGGGAGCUAAUAGUAGCUAUUCAGCUUUGGAGGAAGAUCAUGUCUUCUUGGGGAAGGGAAAUGUGAGGCUUCCGCAAGAUGGUUUAGAGGAAAUGACGGGAUGUAUACCUUCUUCUCCAAGCGUGGUGACUAGUAGCUCGAUCACAGAGUUUAUCGUUGAAUUGCAGGCCAUUGGUCCAGAGCUUACAUUUUACAACUCUUCAAAAGAUGUUGGAGAGUCAGUACUGCUUCCUAACAAACUUUUGCAUGCUGAGUUGGAUGCAAAUUGCAGGCUCAUGUUAAAGGGAGAUACAAUUGAUGUAAAUGCAAAUGCACUUGGAUUUACCAUAGAAAGUAAUGGAGUUCGGAUUCUAGAGCCUUUUGACGCAUCUAUAUCAUUUUCGAGGGUUUCUGGGAAGAUGAAUAUUCACCUAGUUGUCUCAGACAUAUUUAUGAAUUUCUCCUUCAGCAUAUUACAGUUAUUCAUGGGGAUUCAGGAAGACAUUAUGGCUUUUCUGAGGAUGACAUCAAGGAAGGCUACUGUCAUCUGCACUCAAUUUGAUAGAAUUGGGACAAUUCAGAGUGACAAAAGAAACCAAACUUAUGCCUUUUGGCGGCCGCGUGCUCCACCUGGCUUUGCUGUUCUUGGGGACUGCUUGACACCACUGGAUAAACCACCAUCAAAAGGAGUUCUUGCAGUAAACACCAGUUUUGCUAGAGUUAAAAGACCCAUAUCCUUUGAGCUUAUUUGGUCCUCUCCUGCAUCAGAUGAGGUCUCUAAUUCCCAAAUACUUGAGCCUGCUAAGGCUCAUGAGAAAGAAUUCGGCUGCUCUGUUUGGUUCCCUGUUGCACCAGCAGGUUAUGUCGCAUUAGGCUGUGUGGUUUCAUCUGGGAGAACUCAACCACCAUUAUCUUCUGCAUUAUGUAUCCUUCAAUGUUUAGUGUCACCUGGUUCUCUGAAGGAUUGUGUAGUGUUCAGCUUUUUGGAACAGUACUUCGCAAAUCUUGCAUUUUGGCGAGUGGAUAACUCUAUAGGUUCAUUUUUACCAGCAGAUCCUUUAAAUCUGAGAGCUAAAGGCAAACCUUAUGAACUGCGGCAUAUGAUUUUUGGCCACAUUGAGGAGUCUUCUAAACCACCUAGUAGUCCAAAGGUUGGAGAGAUUGUACAUAAAAACAAUGAAUCUCGUAUUCAGUCGCAGGGAGCAGCAACUGUGUCACCAGGCAGUUUGUUUGAGACUGUGGCGAGGUUUACUUUUAUCUGGUGGAAUAGAGGCAGUGGCUCAAGGAAGAAAAUAUCUAUAUGGCGUCCUAUUGUUUCAGAUGGUCUUGUUUAUUUUGGGGAUAUUGCCAUGAAAGGGUAUGAACCACCAAAUUCCACUGUUGUACUUCGUGAUACUGCUGAUGAAGGCGUUCUAAAGGCCCCUUUAGAUUUUCAGCAGGUAGGACAUGUCAAGAAGCAGCGAGGUGUGGAUACCAUCACAUUUUGGCUGCCUCAAGCUCCUCCAGGCUUCGUCUCUUUAGGAUGUAUUGCAUGUAAAGGUGCACCUAAAAAUGAUGACUUCGGAUCUUUAAGAUGCAUUCGUUCUGACCUCGUAACUGCUGGAGAUCAAUUUCCUGAAGAAAAUAUGUGGGAUACAAGUGAGCUUAGACAUGCUCCAGAACAAUUUAGUUUAUGGACACUUGAUAACAAGCUGGGUACGUUCUUGGUUCGAAAUGGUUUAAAAAAACCUCCAAAAAGGUUUGCCUUAAAGCUUGCAGAUCCAUAUUCAUCUUCUCAAUCAGAUGACACUAUGAUUGAUGCAGAAAUAAAAAGGAUUGCUGCUUCCCUUUUUGAUGAUUUUGGUGGGCUGAUGGUUCCAUUGUUCAAUAUCUCUUUUAGUGGCAUCACGUUUGGUUUGCAUGGAAGAUCUGACAAUCUGAAUUCAACUUUUAACUUCUCAUUGCUUUCAAGAUCAUAUAAUGAUAGAUAUGAUAGUUGGGAGCCUCUUGUGGAACCAACAGAUGGCUUUGUGAGAUAUCAGUAUGAUCAGAGGACACCAGGUGCACCCUCACAGCUAAGCUUGACAUCGACAAGAGAUCUAAAUUUGAAUCUUUCAGUGUCCAAUAUGAACAUGCUUUUGCAAGCAUAUGCAAGUUGGAAUAAUCUAAGUCAAUUCCAUGAAUCCUACAAAAAGAAGCGAUCAAUUUCCGCAGUCAUUGAUGGAAGAUCUGUCAUUGACAUCCAUCAAAAGAAAAAUUAUUACAUUGUACCACAAAACAAACUUGGUCAAGACAUAUUCCUGCGCAUUAAUGAAAAGGGAAGAUCAUAUAUUAUUAGGCUGCUAUCUGGUGGUACUGUGACUGUAAAGGUUCCAGCUGCGAAAGACAUACUAGACUCAACCUUGAGGGAUAACAUAAAUGGGCGAGCUCGGAAGAUGGUGACAGUUGUCAUCGCGGAUGGAGAGCUACCCAGUUUUGAUGGAAUAGCUUCUCAUCAAUACAUGGUUGCUGUUCGAAUCUUCCCUAAAGAAUACAUAUCAAAUGAGUCUAUGAAUCGGCAAUGUGCACGCACUUGUUGUGUUAAUUCAGAACAUAUUUUGCCUUCUGGAAAUGCCAUUGUGAGCUGGGGAGAAGUUUUUUUCUUUAAAGUUGAAUCUUUGGAUUCUUUCAUGAUAGAGUUCAUGGUCACUGAUUUGGGAAAAGGUGAACCUGUAGGAAUAUACUCAUCUUCGUUAAGGGAGAUGGUUAGCAUGUUCCAUAUGAAAUCAAACUCUUUUGAGUCCAAAAGCAAAUUUGCUUGGAUCGAUCUUGCACCAGUGCUUCAAGGGGAGAGAAAUAAGAAGUCAAAUGGGAGAUUAAGAUGUUCAUUAAUUUCACCAAGAUUUGAAGAUGGAAAUGAAAAGGAAGUGUUGUCCACUGAUACCAAGCAUCAGUCUUUUCAGAUUGCUCCUACUAAAGAUGGUCCUUGGACUACGUUGAGAUUGAAUUAUGCAGCACCAGCAGCUUGCUGGAGGCUGGGUGAUGAUUUGGUUGCCAGUGAAGUUAGUGUCAAAGAUGGUGAUAGAUAUGUCACCAUACGCUCUCUAGUUUCAAUUGUCAACAACACAGAUUAUGCAAUUGACUUGUGUCUCCAUUCAAGAGAUUCCAAUAGAAACUCUAAGUUGGUGGAUGAUGACAACCAAGACCAAGAGAAAGAAACCAUCAAUAACAGCUUCAUGGUAGAUGAGAACUUUGAAAUUGAAAAGUACGAUCCCUCUGCUGGUUGGGUUAGGAUUUGUAGGCAGGUUCCAUCCCCUCAUGGAUCUAUAGAACAGAAAGGAAAGGAAUCAUGCUCUGACUCGGUACUUUUCAAUAUGGACUUGCCAACUGGCUGGGAGUGGUUAGAUGACUGGCACGUUGAUAAAACAUCUGUAGAUGAUGCUGAUGGGUGGGUAUAUGUUGUGGAUCUUGAUCAACUAAAAUGUUCCCUCUCAUUUAAUUCUGAAAAUUCAUCAAACUCUGUGAGGCAAAGACGGUGGAUUAGGAAUAGGAAGCGCAUCUCCAGGGAUAUGACACAACCAAUAGCAGUUGGCCUUAUAAAGCCAGGACAGACAAUUCCAUUGCCUUUGUCAGGCUUGACUCAUCCUGGUUCAACUUAUGCCUUGCAAUGUAAGCCUGAGAAUGAUCCAAGUGAAUAUUCUUGGAGUUGUGUUGUAGGUGGGAAUUCUAAAGAUUCAGGUCAACAAGAAGAAGUUUCCCAAGUUUGCGUUUCCACACUCUGUGAGUCAGAAGUAUUGUUGUUUUGUCCUGCUUUGAGUGAAGGAUCUUCGAAGGACCCCCGUGGGUUGUGGUUCUGUUUGAGCAUACAUUCCUCAGAAAUUGGAAAGGAUAUAAAUUCUGAUCCCAUAAAGGACUGGAAUCUUGUGAUAAAAUCUCCGUUCUCUAUGUCUAAUUUCCUUCCAUUAUCAGCAGAAUUUUCUGUGAUGGAAAAGCAGCCUACUGGUGAGUUUGUGGCUUGCUCUAGAGGGAUAUUCUUACCAGGAGAAACUAUCAAGGUUUAUAAUGCAGACUUGAGAAAUCCUUUGUACUUUUCCCUUCUGCCCCAAGGGGGAUGGCUGCCAGUGCAUGAAGCUAUUCUCAUUUCGCAUCCGAGCAAGAAACCUUCUCAAACACUAACUUUAAGAAACUCGUUUUCUGGAAGGAUAGUCCGUGUCGUUGUUGAACAAAUCCAAGAUGGCAAACAACCCGUAGAAAGGGUUUUUAGAGUCUAUGCACCAUAUUGGAUUGACUUUGCAAGAUCUCCACCUUUAAAUUACAGGAUAUUUGAUAUAUCUGGAAGGUCAAAAGCGAGAAGAAGAGGAAUCUCUAAUCCAUUUUCGUCAAAUAAGUAUGUGGAGAAGGUCGUUGAGUAUAUUAGUUCAGAAGAAAUCUUUGAGGGGUAUACCAUUGAUUCUACAUUUAAUUUUGGGUUUAUGGGCCUUGCGGUGGCUAUUAGUUGUCCCAGUGAGGAGUGCUUUGGACCCAUUUCUGAUCUGUCCCCACUUGCUGGUUCGGAUGGCUUUGUUGAUCUUUGGGCCCGCGAUAAUGAUGGAAACAAUAUCCGACUCUUUGCUUCCACAAAACCGUGCCCUUAUCAGUCUGUUCCUACAAAGGUUUUGUGUAUACGUCCAUAUAUGACAUUCACUAAUAGAAUUGGCCAAGAUAUGUAUAUUAAGUUAGGCACCAUGGACUUCCCAAAGGUGCUUCGUGCAUCUGACUUGAGGGUUUCGUUUAUGACUCGUGCAAUGGAAGAAUCGGAAAAACUCCAGAUCCGGUUGGAAGAUACCGAAUGGAGUUUUCCUUUAGUGAUUUUAAAGGAGGAUACUGCUACUGUUGUACUAAGGAAACAUAAUGGUAAUAGGAUUUUUCUGAGAACCGUAAUUCGUGGUUAUGAGGAAGGAUCACGAUUCGUCAUUGUGUUUCGUCUGGGAUUGUCAAUAGGUCCCAUAAGGAUCGAGAACAGAAUGAGCAAGGCAAUCAACAUUCGCCAAUGCGGUUUAGGGGACAAUGCAUGGAUCCCUUUGAAACCUUUUUCUACCACAAAUUUUACUUGGGAGGAUCCUUGCGGCCAGAGGCUUCUUGAUGUUACUGUUCAGAAUGAAAGUUCUGUUAGUCGGCAUCAAUUCAGCCUCGAUAAAACUGGUGAUUAUUUAUCCACUGAUGGGAGUUUCCAAAGUAUUCAGCUCCAUGUUGUUGAAAUGGGUGAUAUGAAGAUUGCGCUUUUCAUGGAUAAUCCAAGAGCAUUGGAACUUGGUUCUCAGGAGAAAAAGGAACUCUUGGAAUCUGUAGGCCUUUGGGGUUCUCCUAUGCUAAACAAGAAGCAGGCAGAUGCAGCACCUAUAGAACUCAUGAUUGAGUUAGGAAUCCUCGGUGUUUCUAUUAUAGACGCAAAGCCAAGAGAAAAUCUCUACUUGUAUUUGGAGAGAGUCUUUGUUUCAUAUUCAACUGGCUAUGAUGGCGGAAUGACAAGCCGGUUAAAACUCAUACUGGGAUAUUUACAGAUUGAUAACCAGCUCCCCCUUGCCUUGAUGCCUGUGCUGUUGGCCCCUGAGAAUACUGUUGAUGCACAUCAUCCAGUCUUCAAAAUGACAAUUACAAUGAGCAAUGAUAACGUUGAUGGCACUCUGGUGUACCCGUAUGUGUGCUUCAGGGUAACUGAUAAAUACUGGAGUAUUAACAUCCAUGAACCAAUAAUUUGGGAACUUAUGGAUUUCUACAAGAAUCUCCGAACAGAUCGCAUUCCUGCAAACACCAGCAUCACUGAAGUUGAUCCAGAGAUUCGAGUAGACUUAAUAGAUGUUUCCGAAAUAAGGCUGAAGUUAUCCCUGGAGACCGCACCAUCUCAGAGACCACAUGGUGUCCUUGGCGUGUGGAGCCCCAUAUUAUCUGCUGUUGGCAACGCAUUCAAACUUCAGGUACAUUUGCGAAAGGUUGUACACAAAAAUCGGUUCAUGAGGAAAAGUUCUGUUCUUCCUGCCAUUGUUAACCGCAUUUGGAGAGAUCUUAUCCAUAAUCCUUUCCACUUGAUUUUUUCGGUGGAUGUACUUGGUAUGACAAGUUCAACUUUGGCUACUCUUAGUAAAGGAUUUGCGGAGCUCUCAACUGACGGACAAUUUCUGCAACUACGCUUAAAGCAGGGGCGGUCAAGGAGAAUUACUGGAGUAAGUGACGGGAUUAUUCAAGGAGCUGAAGCUUUAGCCCAAGGAGUAGCAUUUGGUGUGUCUGGAGUUGUAACGAAGCCCGUGGAGAGCGUUAGGCAGCACGGUGUCUUAGGAUUAGUCCAGGGCUUUGGAAGGGCAUUCCUGGGAUUUAUAGCUCAACCAGUCAGUGGGGCUCUGGACUUCUUUUCAUUGACAGUCGAUGGCAUUGGUGCAAGUUGUACAAGAUGCCUCGAGGCUUUUAAUAACAGAGUGACACCCCAGAGGAUCCGAAAUCCUCGGGCCAUCCGGGCAAGAGGUGUACUUGAGGAGUAUUGUGAGAGAGCAGCAGUUGGACAGAUGGUCCUUCACCUUGCUGAAGCUAGCCACCGUUUUGGUUGCACAGAGAUCUUCAAAGAACCAUCAAAGUAUGCAUGGUCUGAUUUUUAUGAGGAUCACUUCGUAGUGCCACAGCAAAGAAUUCUUCUUGUGACAAACAAACGCAUCAUGCUGUUACAGUGUUCAGAGAUGGAAAAGAUGGAUAAAAAACCUUCUAAGAUUUUAUGGGAUGUACCUUGGGAAGAGCUAUUGGCAUUGGAGUUGGCAAAAGGAGGUUAUCGGAAGCCUUCCCACUUAAUUCUUCAUCUUAAGAAUUUCAAAAGAUCAGAACCCUUUGCUCGAGUUGUCAAAUGCAAUGUUGAAGGUGAUGAAGAGGAAGGUGACAGCCAGGCAAUGAAGAUCUGUGCCCGGGUCGGCGAGAUAUGGAAAGCAUACCAGGCAGACCUAAAGAGCAUAAGUUUGAAGGUUAUUUUAAAUCAGGGACAGGUAAGUGUAGCUCGUAGUGAAGCAUAUCGUGACGUGUCAUCUUAUCAGACCCAGGCCUUGGUGAAGCCUAGGGAAUUCCACUCUGUGGCUUCUGGGUCUGAUGCCACGAGAUUUAGAGUGCACACUGUCAACUUUCAGAAGGUGUGGAGCAGUGAGCGUGAGAUGAAGGGCCAGUUUACAUUGUGUCCACAGCAGGCCAAGCAUGAUGAUGAAAUAUGCAGCAUUUGGAACCCCAUGUGUCCCGAUGGGUAUGUCUCUGUUGGAGAUAUAGCCCGUAUUGGUUGCCACCUGCCAAAUGUUGCAGCCGUGUUCCAAAACGUCGAUGGUCGGUUUGCUCUACCCAUUGGCUAUGAUUUGGUAUGGAGGAAUUGUAUAGAUGAUUACGUAUCACCAGUUUCCAUUUGGUUGCCUAGAGCCCCAGAUGGAUACGUAUCAAUUGGGUGUGUGGCUAUAGCAGGGUAUUUUGAGCCACCACAGGAAGCAGUAUAUUGUGUCCAUGCUGAGAUUGUUGAAGAGACAGUGUUUGAAGAAAUUAGGAUUUGGAGUGCACCAGGAUCGUAUCCUUGGGCAUGUUACUUAUAUCAGGUCCAAAGUGAGGCACUUCAAUUCAUAGCCUUACGCCAACCCAAAGAACAUUCUGAGUGGAAACCCAUGAGAAUUUCGAAGCGUUACACCGAAGAUUUGACUGAAGUUUGAUUGAUUAUGAAGCAGUUUUUGUGAAAUUUGUUCAAUGCAAACGAGAAUUUCAUGUGUUUCCUCCAAAUCUGGCAGCGAUUUGCAUCAGGUUCUUCCAUGUUCAGGAAUGAAGUUUUGGUGUGUUUUCUCCAAGUGUGGCAAGGGUUAAUGUACAAAUAUGAGGGGGUUAAUCUUUUGGUUGGUCACUCCAUUGAUGAGAAGAUGAUUUCAUAUAUUCUUUAUAGAAAUAAGACAUUUUUAUGCCCAUCUUCCAGGUUUUGUGGAAGCUUUCAUUCAUCUAUGAUCAUACUUUGCUGUUA
Amborella trichopoda is the source of this 13763-nucleotide messenger RNA. RefSeq names its product pleckstrin homology (PH) domain-containing protein. The record is from RefSeq and is a predicted model, not a curated record. Gene Ontology annotation, biological process: protein retention in Golgi apparatus; protein targeting to vacuole. NCBI's taxonomy places the organism in Eukaryota, Viridiplantae, Streptophyta, Magnoliopsida, Amborellales, Amborellaceae.